AUGUCAAGCAAUCAGUGUCGUCGAUUUGAAGGAAAAGUGGCAAUUGUGACUGCUGCAACAAAGGGUAUUGGGCUCGCUAUUGCUGAAAGAUUGCUCGCUGAAGGAGCUUCGGUUGUGAUUGGAAGUAGAAAUCAGAAAAAUGUGGAUGAAGCAAUCGAAUACUUAAAGAAAAAGGGACUCACGAAAGUUGCAGGAAUUGCUGGACACAUUGCUAGUACUGAUGAUCAGCAGAAACUUGUUGACUUUACCCUCCAAAAGUUUGGUAAGAUCAAUGUCCUUGUGAACAACCAUGGUAUUAAUCCAGCAUUUGGUCACAUUUUGGAAGUUUCUGAUCAAGUUUGGGAUAAGUUGUUCGAAGUGAAUGUGAAGGCUGGAUUCCAAAUGACGAAGCUAGUCGCUCCUCAUAUUGCAAAAGAAGGAGGUGGAGCUAUUGUAUUCAACUCUUCGUAUUCUGCGUAUAAGAGUCCACCUGGUAUCGCUGCCUACGGUAUCACAAAGACAGCUCUUGUUGGGCUUACAAGAGCAUUGGCUAUGGGAUUAGCCAAGGAUAACAUCAGAGUUAAUGGAAUUGCUCCUGGAGUAAUCAAGACUAAAAUGAGUCAAGUUCUCUGGGAAGGCAGUGAAGAAUCAGAGAAAGAAUUAACUGAUGCUCAAGAAAUUGCUCUUGGAAGGCUUGGGGUACCAGAGGAUUGUGCUGGAACAGUUGCCUACUUGGCUUCUGAAGACUCUUCAUAUAUCACGGGAGAGAUGAUCAUCAUUGCAGGAGGUGUUCAGGCUCGUCUCUAA
Molecule: messenger RNA, 786 nt
Organism: Caenorhabditis remanei
Lineage: Eukaryota; Metazoa; Nematoda; Chromadorea; Rhabditida; Rhabditidae
Exons: 4
Coding region: 1-786 (261 amino acids)
Molecular function (GO): carbonyl reductase (NADPH) activity
Source: RefSeq, a predicted model, not a curated record